Mercenaria mercenaria is the source of this 675-nucleotide messenger RNA. RefSeq lists its product as uncharacterized. The record is from RefSeq and is a predicted model, not a curated record. NCBI's taxonomy places the organism in Eukaryota, Metazoa, Mollusca, Bivalvia, Venerida, Veneridae. The transcript has a single exon. The coding region runs from base 1 to 675 and encodes 224 amino acids.
AUGAAUGGUCAUGACAGGCUUUUAUACGAAAACUACGGGGAUAAUUACGAAGGCCAUUUGAGUUCUGGAAACCGAAACCAAGGCGGUGUUAACAACCCAGACAACAAUGGUUUUGAAUCGAACAAAGGCAAUAUGGGGUCUGGUCUUGGUGACAGACCGAACUACGGUUUUCAAGAAGGCAAAACUGGUUCUGGGAACCCAAGCAAAGAUGACAUGACAUAUGGAGACACAACCGAAGGCGAUUCAAAUUAUGAUUAUGAAUAUCCAAAUAUGGAUGGUAUUGGCGAUAAAACGAGCGAUGAUUUUCAAGAUACAACUCGCGAUGGUUUCCGAGACACAACGAGCAAUGAUUUUCAAGACACAACAAGCGAUGGUUUCCGAGAUACAACGAGCAAUGAUUUUCAAGACACAACAAGCGAUGGUUUCAAAGCCACAACGAGCGGCGGUUUUCAAGACACAACGAGCGAUGGUUUUCAAAAGACAAUGAACUAUGAUUUUCAAGAUGUAACGAGCGAGGUCUUUCGAGAUAAAAUGAGCGAUAGUUUUUCAGACACAUCGAGCGGUGGUGUUGGAGACAGAGGUAGUGAUGGUUUUCAAACCUCAACGGGCUACGGUUUUCAAAACACUACUACCGAAAGAUUUCCAGAUACAACAAUCAAUGGUAUACAAGAUUGA